GCACUUUUCUCAUCGCACCAUGGGCAAGAAGAGCAAGAGAAAUAACGGUUCCAGCCAGGUGGUGGAUACCCAGCCGAUCGAUAUCGUGGUGCCUGACACGCCUCUCACCAAUGAGAACGACCAUCUCGAGGAGCUUGACAACCCGUUGCGGAUUAUUACCCUUAUUAACUCCCCAGACGUACCUGAGGGUGAUUUACAAGAGAGACUAAUGGACUAUGUUCAGACGAUGGACGAGGUGGACGGUUUUUUCAACGAGUUUGACGAGACAGUGGCGGUUCCGAAUGACGGACAUAUCAAGUAUGAGGUGGGUAGUGACGGGUUGGUGGUGAUAGUGAUUGAUUCCACCGAGUUGCGCGAUGAGGUGUUGAAGUUUAUAGAUGGGUAUAAUGAUAGGAUGAUUGAAGGGUCCCAUGAAACCACGAAAAGCCAUUAGAACCAGGGAGAUAUAAAACCCGGACUACUGAAUAUACAUUUAUGCAUAGCGUGCAUCAGGUGGGUGUCACUGGCAGGGCGUAGGAGGUCUUGGCCAGUGGGCAAGAUGUAGAGCGAGACACUAGGAUGGGCACGGAACGAGAUAUCAGGCCGAGAUACGACAGUAAACUGACACUAUGACGAGGCGCUGGGACGAGACAGGACUGUCAAUCUUGACAGAUUGUGUAAUUCUCUGACAGCUUCUGUAAUUCUCUGACAGCUUCUGUCUUCCUGGUAGUCCUUGGAAGUCCACCACUACCUUAACAACGCACCAUCUUCGCUACCUGCGCAUGUCGAACCUUAAACACCCAUUAGACUUCCUACCAUCACGCAGCCCUAUUAUGCAAGUGCGACUAGCACCUGUUACCAAGGUGCGCAUACAUACCCCAUACCCCAUGUAAAUUGCACACGCACUGUGCUACAACGGAUAUCUGACCCAUAUCCCCACUCCACCCCCACACCCAGCCGCUCACAGUGCCCGUGCAUUCCCCCAGAUGGAAGUUGCGGACAUGACUUA
Molecule: messenger RNA, 988 nt
Organism: Yamadazyma tenuis ATCC 10573
Lineage: Eukaryota; Fungi; Ascomycota; Pichiomycetes; Serinales; Debaryomycetaceae
Source: RefSeq, a predicted model, not a curated record